AUGACCGGCUAUGAUGAAGGCACCAUUAGGGUGGGCAGACAAGCCUUCAUCGGUCAGGACACUGAGUACAGGAGCUGGGUCAUUAUGUUGCAGUUGGACAAGGCGUCGAGCGGCUAUGGAGCGGCGGCAGGUGGCUUGGGGCGAGUCUUCGGCGCCAGUGUGAUCGGAGCCGCCUCCCGCUCGGGGUGGGGGGGGGGGCGUGUGGUGAGAGCUCGCCCGCCUUGCGGCAGCGAACUGACCAAGACCAUGUCCGGGACGCGCCGGCAUCUGCUGGACCUCGCCAAGCUGUCGGCAUUCGCUCUCUUAACUCUGACUGCCACCCCUGAGGAGACACAGCCGAACCGCGGCCGCUCUUCGCGCUCCUGUUUGAUGGGACCUCGCUUGAGCUUCAGCCGAGAACAAGUGGGCACUCGGAUCGUGGGGAGAGCCCGUUCAGAUGGUCAGCACUGGUUUCGUGCCCAUCCCGGUUUCGCAGGUGUAAAUCUGACCGCCUGGAUCCGUCACGGAAACGGCGGGCUCUUCAUCCCCAAGCUCGGCAGGCGUGGGGUUGGCUCGGUAUUCCAGUCCGGGCCACGGACAACGCUGGGUUUCGUGGGUUUUACUCGCGUGCCGGCCACAUCAUCCACUGGGAUAACCCCCGGAAGUGACGCCUGUAACUCCGAGUUGAUCUUUGCUCGGGUGAAUUCUGUUCCACACACACGGGGAACAGCAAACAGGCCGGAAUUCAGAGGCUCCGGGAUCUUAACGCAGAAUGGUAGGCGCGCAUGGCUGGAAUAUAAUGGAGGGGUUCAGGCUGCUUCCGACGCGCUGUUCGAAGACACGGUUCAGAGGUGGUGGCAAUACCGCAACGAGUGUCUGGAGAACAUGCUGUACCAGGAGAAUCGGUUAACAGGUGUCUUCUGUCCCCGCUCCUUUGACAUGCACAUCUGCUGGCCGGACGGCUUACCUGGGACCCAGGUGAACGUUUCCUGCCCCUGGUACAUCCCGUGGAUCGACAGAGUGGGUAACGGCUCCGCCUUCAGGUACUGUACGGAGGAUGGAUCUUGGCUGAAGGACAAUGUGACCAAUCAGCCCUGGGUGGACCAUUCAGAGUGCGACGAAGAUGAUGUGUUUCUCCGGCAACAGGUGUUGAAACGCCAGGUCCUGAACUCUUUCCGCUGGGUUUACACAGCUGGUUACUCCCUGAGCCUCCUCGCCCUCCUCACUGCCAGUCUCGUUCUCGUCUCCUUCAGGAGGCUGCGCUGCGCCAGGAACCACAUCCACCUGAACCUGUUUGCUGCCUUCAGCCUGCGGGCUGUCGCUGUCCUCAUCAAAGACUCCUUCAGCGACCGGCUGCAGUCGGCCAGCACCACCCCUCUGGAGCCGUGGAUCGGGGCACCGCUCUCCCAGCUGCUGGCGUGCCGUGCUGUGCAGGUUUUUCUCCACUACUCUGUGGUGUGUACCUAUCACUGGCUGCUGGUCGAGGGCCUCUUCCUCUACGUGCUCCUCGAGGUGUCGGUCUUCUCGGAGCAGAAGAGUUUCCGAGCCUACCUGCUGAUCGGUUGGGGUCUUCCACUGGGAUUCAUCUUACCCUGGAUUGUAGUCAAAUAUGUACAGGAAAACACAGGGUGCUGGAGACAGAACAAGAACAUGUCCAUCUGGUGGAUUGUCCGGGCACCACUGCUUCUCGUCAUCACUAUCAACUUUGCAAUUUUCAUCCGGAUAAUGAUCCUGCUCAUCUCCAAGAUGAGGUCCCCGCAGGUCCACGACACAGCCUGGAGAAACCGUCUAACCAAAUCAACUCUCAUUCUAAUCCCUCUCUUGGGCGUCCACGAGGUUCUCUUUGCUUUUGUCACAGAUGAGAACGCCAGAGGCACGCUGCGGUACGUCAAACUUUUUGUGGAGCUCUUCUUUGGUUCCAUCCAGGGCCUGCUGGUUGCUGUCCUUUAUUGCUUUAUUAACGGAGAGGUCCAACAUGAACUGAGGAAGAAACUGCAACAGUGGAGGAUGAAGAAGAACUUGAGGAAGUCCCAUUAUCGGAAUGGUGGUGGCCAGAGGGAGAGGGUGGACGGCAGUGAACAGGAUGUGGAAAUGGGGACCAGAGAUGACCUUGAAUCUCCCAAUACCGAUGAAGGUCUCCUCAAUACCCUCAGUUCCCAUCAGGGGUUAAAUUCAGAGAUAACAGAGCUCCCAGGUCAGGCCAGCACGCUCGUGCUCAGUUCCAAUGAUUAGGAGUGGUGGUGUGUGCUGAGAUAGAAACAUGGAAACCCUACAGCACAAUACAGGCCCUUCGGCCCACAAUGCUGUGCUGAAUAUGUACUUACUUAGAAAUUACCUAAGGUUACCCACAGCCCUCUAUUUUUCUAAGCUCCAUGUACUUAUCCAGGAGUCUCUUAAAAGACCCUAUCGUAUCUACCUCCACCACCAUUGCCAGCAGCCCAUUCCACGCACUCACAUCUCUCUGCGUAAAAAAACUUAUCCCUGACAUCUCCUCUGUAGCUACUUCCAAGCACCUUAAAACUGUGCCCUCUUGUGCUAGCCAUUUCAGCCCUGGGAAAAAGCCUCUAACUAUCCACACGGUCAAUGCCUCUCGUCAUCUUAUACAAUCCUCCGUCACUCCAAGGUGAAAAGGCCGAGUUCACUCAACCUAUUCUCAUAAGGCAUGCUCCCCAACCCAGGCAACAGAGCAGGACAGAGAGGGUGGCCAAGGGAGAACCAGUCAAGUCAGACAUUGUUCCUUUACAGAUGUGUCUCUUGCAGUGUUGCUGAUGUAUCUGGAAGGGCUGUGGCUCAGGAGACCCAAGACCCAGUAUUUGUCACGAGGGUUCUCAGCAUUAGUAACUGUAGGAGAAUGAAGGAGUGGCCAAUAAUAACUGUAUCACAGAUCUAUUGCAUGUUCUGUUGAUACUCAGGGUACAACAAUGGGAAGAGAGGCAGGAAUGAAUCUUUAUCCCAGUUGGAAGUUUUAAAAAGGUGUGCAGUUAACAUGACCUGGGUUCAAUUCCCACCUCUGUCUGUAACAACUUUGUACGUUCUGUCUGAGACCAUGCGGGUUUCCUCUGAGCGCUCCAGUUUCUUCCCACUGUCCAAAAAUGUACAGGUUAACACAGAACAGUACGGCUGGGUACAAGUCCUUUGGCCCACAGUGUUGUGCCUGUUGACCUUUUAACCCACCCUAAGAUUAAACUAUAAUACUGUAAGAUAUUUCAUCAUGGCUGAUUUAUUCUCCUGCCUUCACCAUAUAACCUCAACUUUACUAAUUAAGAAUCUAUCAACCUCCGCUUUAAAUAUACUCAAAGACUUGUCCUUCACAGACGUCCAUGCCCUUUUUAUGCAAGGCCUUAGAGAUUGUGGAGCCAUGAACUUCAUCUCCAGUUGCAGCCACUGACUUCUGCAGCUCACUCAGAGUGACUGUUGCCAUCACAGUAGCCUCUUACAAGUGUGAUUCUUCUCCAGCGACUAAGUUUUGAGGGUUAACCUGACCUAGGCAGCGUGGUUUUUCCCACUUUUUCGCGAUGGACUGCAGUAAGCUCCAAAGCAUGUUUAGUGCCUUUGAGAUGAUUUUGUACCCUUCCCUAGAUUUGUGUUUCUCUGUUACCAAUUCCCUGACUUGCCUCAAAUGCUCUUUUGUCUUCAUUUUGGUUUGGUCUAUUGAAAAUUGACCAUAUUGUUGGACCUUACAGAUAGAGGGGGUAGUUAUUCAGGUGAUCCUCCAAUCUUCUACAUCAAAAAACUGAGUGAGUUGGUAAAUUAAUAUACAGUAUUGCAGCUGAGGAAAGUUGUAUAGUAAUUACAAAGGGGUGAACAUUUUUUCAACCUCACAAGUUUGGUUUUAAAUUUUUAGCAAAUUGGUGAGAGGUUUUGUAAUUUUUUUUUAUUUGACGUGAUGCAGAAUGUUUUGUAGAUUUGCUCAAAAUCCUAUUUCAGCAUAUUUCAA
Messenger RNA from Mobula hypostoma (lesser devil ray), 3916 nucleotides. Its product is annotated as glucagon-like peptide 1 receptor. NCBI's taxonomy places the organism in Eukaryota, Metazoa, Chordata, Chondrichthyes, Myliobatiformes, Myliobatidae. Gene Ontology annotation, molecular function: glucagon receptor activity; peptide hormone binding. The coding region runs from base 1 to 2211 and encodes 736 amino acids. The record is from RefSeq and is a predicted model, not a curated record. Gene Ontology annotation, cellular component: plasma membrane. Gene Ontology annotation, biological process: adenylate cyclase-modulating G protein-coupled receptor signaling pathway; cell surface receptor signaling pathway. The transcript has 16 exons.